This is a messenger RNA of Fomitiporia mediterranea MF3/22, 648 nucleotides long. Its product is annotated as ras-domain-containing protein. The coding region runs from base 1 to 648 and encodes 215 amino acids. Gene Ontology annotation, cellular component: recycling endosome. NCBI's taxonomy places the organism in Eukaryota, Fungi, Basidiomycota, Agaricomycetes, Hymenochaetales, Hymenochaetaceae. Gene Ontology annotation, biological process: exocytosis. Gene Ontology annotation, molecular function: GTP binding; GTPase activity. The record is from RefSeq and is a predicted model, not a curated record. The transcript is spliced from 8 exons.
AUGGCUGGUGAAGCUGCAGUAAGCUACGACUAUCUCUUCAAGGUGGUGCUAAUCGGUGACUCGGGUGUUGGGAAAUCAAAUUUGCUUUCGCGUUUUACACGCAAUGAAUUCAACCUCGACUCAAAGUCCACGAUUGGCGUCGAAUUUGCCACGCGGACGGUUCAGGUGGACGGAAAGACGGUGAAGGCGCAGAUAUGGGAUACUGCUGGUCAGGAGAGAUAUCGCGCCAUCACAUCGGCUUACUACCGCGGUGCAGUCGGUGCAUUGCUCGUAUACGACAUCGCCAAACAGUCGACCUUCGAUAACGUCCAGAGGUGGUUGAAGGAACUGCGGGAUCAUGCGGACUCGAACAUCGUCAUCAUGCUUGUAGGAAACAAGAGUGACUUGAAGCACCUAAGGGCUGUAUUGACUGACGUUGCACAGUCAUUUGCUGAGGAGAAUAAUUUGUCUUUCAUGGAGACAUCAGCGCUCGACGCUUCGAAUGUGGAGGCGGCUUUCCAAAGCAUCCUGACUGAUAUUUACCGUAUCGUUUCUGCGAAGGCCUUGGACCAGAAUCAAGGACCUGGUCUCACACCCGGGCCGAGGGAAACUAUUACUGUCAGCAAGAGUGAGGAGAAGAAGAACGGAGGCUGCUGCGCCUCUAAUUGA